Symbiodinium natans is the source of this 2703-nucleotide messenger RNA. The record is from the annotation of a GenBank genome assembly. Lineage: Eukaryota; Dinophyceae; Suessiales; Symbiodiniaceae.
AUGACUGAAGAAGCUGCGGAAGAGGCAGCGGCCCUGUGGAAUGAGCAUGCUUUGUCCGAGAAGGGUGGUCUCACGUGUGUCAUUGCGUGUCGCUCCGCGUCAGAGGUUGCGUGGGUACCCCGUCGAGGUUUGACCUUGCAGUCCCAGUCCCAAUGGCUUGGUCUGAAACACAAUGAUCAGGUUGUUUUGCGCUCAGUCUCCCUUGCGGUCUUAGGAAAAGGGGUUUCUCCCAAGAGUCCUGUUAUCAACAAACCCAGGGAGGCCAAAAUCCCUGAAAAGAUUGAGAUGCAUACCGUGCGUUUGACAGUCUAUGCCAAGUACAUGGCGGAAAAGCUGACUACUCAGUUGGCCGAUUCCUUUCUGAAACAAGUUUGGCCUGAGGACGAUAAGAAAGCUAGGAACUUUGCCGCGUGGCGUCCUGAAACGUCUUCGGGUAAAGAGGUCGCUCUCGUCAGCUACUGCACUUGCUCUUCCUCCACGGCUUCUGUCUUGUUGGGCAAGUCAGGUCAGACUCCUCUUUUUGUGUCUCGCUUGGCCAAAGACAAAAAGAAGGACCCUGAGGUGCAUGCGCGUUGGGUUGAUCGGCCCAGUGACUCCUCUGAUUUUGAGUAUUGGCUUCACGCUUGCAAUGUCCUCAAGCAGUCAGGUGCCACCACUGGCUUGAUCCAUCGGUUGGGUGGGGGACGGGACUUGGGGUUCGAACAGAAGGGUUUAGAUCCCAAGACCUCCGCCCCUUUCUACUGGUUGGCUACGUGCCCUCCUUUUUGGGCUGCUCAAGAUCUUUUGAAUGUGCUGACGUCCGUCGGUUGGGACAAUCCCGAGGUUCUCGGUCAAUCCGGGAAGUCCUGGCGAUUUCGAGCUAAGGCCCGUCCGACUAAGGAAACCACUUUCGUUUAUGAGCUAGCGGACGACGUCACUUUGAAGAUUGUACCGCAGCCACGACGCUUGGACAUACACAAUGAGUACGGCAAGCCUCUGGCGCGACCUAAAGUUCCAUGGACGACGCCGCCGACAACUACCAUCGAGGUCCCAGAUACGCAGUUGGAUGAGCCUAUGAUGGAUGGUGCAAGCCCAGACUCAACAACUACUGCUCAUGUGGCUGAUGGUGAAGAGAAGAACAAGGUCAAACAACAUGGAGCCAAGCCACAAGGCGCGGAGCCACCAUGCAAGAAAGCUCGCUCCACCAGAGCCUUUGGCUGCGAAGAGGUGAUUCAGGAUCCCACUUGCCCUCUCAAAGGGUGGACGGUGAUUGAGACCGGCGCCGAUGGCAAGUGCGGUUACCAUUCCUUGGUUGGAGCCACAUACCUCGCCGGUAAGUUCGACAUGCAGUUGGAUGAAAAGUAUGUGUCCAAAGAUGCCGGGUCCCUUCGUGUGAAGACCGCGGAGUGGCUCUUUCAGGACAGCGCCAGAUUCAAGAAAUCAUGGGCGGUUGACUCCGACCAUCCGGAGCACACGGGCAACUCGUGGGAUGAGUACCUCAAGUUGGUUGCUAAGCCGGACUUUUGGCUGGACGAGUUGCAGAUGCGUGCGGCAGCCGAGCGCCUCAAGAAGCGGGUUCUCGUACAUUAUCUGGACACCUCAAAGAAGUGGGCGAGACGAGUGAUCAAUUCCAGAGCUGAGGGAGAGCCUUUGGUCUUGCUUCUUCGGGACCAACAUUUCAGACCGGUGCGUCCUGUCGGAAAGGGUUUCCCGCCGGAGUGGUUGAGAAAUGUUGGAGCUCAGAUGCCCCAUCGCGGCCGAGGUGGAGGACCUGGGAAGUGCUCCGGGAUUAUCCGUCUUCGGGAUGCCCCCGGGAUUUUGCGUUCCAGCAGCAAAAAGUCCAAGCAGUCUUCGACGCCUUCAUGCUCGACGUUUCGUGUUGGACGCGCUGGCUCUUCCUCAAAGAAGGCAACUUCCGUUUCUACCUUUCGGGUUGGUGGGCCAGGGGAUGCACGCGAGACUUCCUCCAACGCUCCUUCGAUGAAGUCUUGCUCUACAUUCAAGGUUGGGGCUUCCAGUCCCAGUGGUGGCGGACGGCUUGAUGCGGUCAUUCGGCGUGGCUUGGCUGCCGCAGCGCAGUUUCAACAGGGCUCCUACAAGGCCGUGCCUACGGACAAAGGUUCUUCUUCCUCCUCUUCAUCCAAUGGGCAGGUGUGGACGAAGGAUGGCAUCUACAAGUGCACGUGUGGUUGGUCUUUGCCGGAGGCGGCAGCGCUUAUCCCGAAGCAAGAGCAAAAUCGACGUUUACAUGACGCCAGAAUGCACUGGUCCCAGUGUCACCCUGGCGAGCCCUUUCCGAAGCUUACCAAGGAGCAACACAAGCAGAAGACGCAGAACAUGGCGGACAAGGUCCUCCAAAACCUUCACGACCUCAAGGACAAGUCUGUGGGAGCUCCGCGGCGUGGCAGUCCACGUCGGUUUCAGUGUCGCCGGUGCGAGGGCUGCUAUGACUUGUCCCACGCACGCCGCGUGGCAUGUCCCGCAACUCCAGACGCAGUGAAAAUGAGGUGUCGUGAAGUUGAGAGCGCAGUUCGAGUCGCGGAAGGUCGUCGCACCAAGCGGGCAGCCCGCUUGACGAUCCGUCGUGAUCCCCGCAAGUCUUCGCGAAAGCCCAUGAAGAAGAUGUCCAAGAAGAUGAAGGCCCGAUGCAACAAGCAGACCACUACCCGCCACGUGAUCAUCUCCAAGAAGUACGCUUUGACAGCCAGGUCAAGCGCCGAGUGA